AUGACUUGGUUAUAUUGGCAUUUAAAAUAUGAUAUUAAAGUUAAGACAAGAACUGAAACGGAGAAAAUGUUAUUUUACGGUGGAACGAAGAUUUUUCGCAACACAUUUACACUUGGUAUAGCCAUGUCAGAAUUAUUUAGUUUAGCGUUAUUUAAUGAAAUUCUGGUGACAGACGGCUUGCAUAUAAUACUGAAUUAUGUUUACCGUAUACUAUCAUUAUUGAUAUGUGGUGUCCUGUGGAAUCAUUUGCGUACCUUGGGAUUUCGUACAUUUGACGAAUAUGUAACUAAACGAUUUGAUAGUAGAGUAUUAACUUCCUUCUAUAGAGUUAAUCAAGUUGCUGGAAUUAUUUAUUAUUGGAGAGUACAAUUCAAUAUGGUUGAGGGAUUGGAUUUAUUUCAAAUAAGAUCGUGGUUAGGAUACUUAUAUUUAACCGUAUGCAUUACAACAUUCACAUCUAUCGGUGGUUUACAUUACAUAUUAGUAUUAACUAGUAUUCUAUGGUUAAUUGAAAUUAGUGGUCACAUUGUCCUUCUGAAAUGUGGGAAAAUUGAUAUGCGAGAAUUGAAUAAUGUAUUCAGCUUCGCAGUGGAUCCCUGCAAACUUCUUUUUGGACCACAGUAUCUUUUGGUUUUUUUGAGUCAGCUAUUAACUAUCCAACCAGGUUUUAUAAUAUUUCAAUCAGCUGAUACAGUUAAACAGUCAAACUUAGUUAUUAUAAUUGCAAUGGGUUUAUUAACAUUAGACACAAUGCUAUGUUUCUUUAAUUCAGGCAAUAUACGCUGGUAUAUGCAAACGAGAAAUAUUUCGUAUGUGCGUAGUUUAGAAGAAAUUUUUAUGGAUUCAACAGAUGUGACAGAAUCACCAAUAAUAUCGAUGACUACAAAUGAGAUAAUAAAGGGGAAUGCAAUGUCAACUAUAGCCAGUACUACAUCAGUAAUUGGGUCGUUAACAACUGCAGCAAUGGUAAUUAUGGGACAGAUUACAUCAUUGGCAAACUCUCCCACCACCCCCAGCAGCAUUAGUGAAAUUCCAGCAUUACAAACGAAUGUACCGUCAUCUCCAAAGGCUGCGACAACAGUAACAGAAACAACAAAAGAAGGGAAUAAAGCAAAAGGAUCAAUGGCGACGUCUGAACAAAGAGUAUCGUUAUUCAAAACAGUGCAUACAACUAGCGAACGUAAGAUAUUUAAUAGUUUUUUGCAUUAUAUUGUGAUAACUGGAGUACACAUUGCUAACAUUAUAACGUCGAUAGUUUUACAUGCACAUUCGAUCACUGAGUUAAGUAUUCAAAAUAUGUUACCUAAUUGGUUAAGAAUAGGUUUAAUUUCAAAUGGUCGAGAAUUUCAUUUGGUGUACACAAGUUUUUACAUUAUAUUUACUUACAUGAUAAUUGUGAUGAAUAUAUACUCUACAAGUUAUCCGGAUAUCGUUCCUAUAAAAUAUGGUUAUAUUUAUCCGGUGUCACUUUGGAUGAUAUUAACAAUGCCGGUGGUGUGUUUCAUUCUAUUAGGUGUAUUUAUUGUUGAUAUUUGGUCAAUACCUGCUGUACUAGCAACACUGGCAGCGUUAGCAAUUAGUAUAUUAUACUUAUUAGAAUCUGAUUCUAGCAAUUCAUGCUUUAAUGCUUGGUUUUUAACUUUUAUGUUUUUCUUUUGUGUGUUACUUACAAUAAUAUUUUCAGUAGUUUUAAAACCACCAAGAUAUUUUGUUCAUGGCUUAGUGUUUAAAUAUCAUAUAACACUUAGACGACGUGUUGAAAACCUAUUAUCAGUUUCACUAGGUCCUACAACAAGUGUAUUUGCAGCAAGGAAAUCUCAGGUUAGAAGACCAAGUCUGAAAUUCGUUGCGAAAAAUUAACUUUAUGAAUUGAUAUGUUACAAAGAAAAUGAUAUUGAUAUAUAUAUUUUUGAUGAUUGAAAUGCUCUUUCAAACUUCUCUAGUUUUCCUGUUGUGUGUUUAACAUGAUAAACUUGUUAAAAAGUUAUUUGCUUAAAUAAAC
Messenger RNA from Trichobilharzia szidati, 2002 nucleotides. NCBI's taxonomy places the organism in Eukaryota, Metazoa, Platyhelminthes, Trematoda, Strigeidida, Schistosomatidae. The record is from the annotation of a GenBank genome assembly.